AUGAGAUGUUCGGAUGGUUACCGGAAGGACUUAGCCGUGCAGUAUCUGAAGGAAGAGGCGCUGAUAUGGUGGGAUGGUGUGGUGGAAGCAACUCAGGGUCGGUAUGAGUUGACUUACAAUGAUUUCAAGGAAGCAUUUGUUAAAAAGUAUUUUCCACCCGAAGUCUUGGAUCAGAUGGAGAGUGCCUUUGAAGACCUGCGUCAGGAAAACCGCACUGUGAGGGAGUACAAAGAGGAGUUCAACAGGUUGAGGAGGUUCUCCAGGAAGCACUUCACUCAGGCAGACUUGGUCCGUCAAUUCAUGAAGGACUUGAAGUUGGAGUUGAGGAGAAGAUGUUCUGUCAGGAGGUACCCCACAUUAGUGGAACUUGUGGAGAUAGCUGCCAUUCAGGAAGUCAAUUUGGAUGAGCUGAGGAGGACCAGGCAGGGUCAAGUCCGAGCACCCCGUGCCUUGGAGGCACCAAAGAUGACAUCGGAUGAUAUGGCAGCAGGGAGAGCCAAUGGGAAUGCUCUGGAGUGCCCGCGUUGUGGGAAGAGGCACACCGGACCGUGUGGGUUGAUUAAGUGCUAUGGAUGUGGAGGAGUUGGUCAUCAAGGCAGGGAUUGCCGAAGCGCUGCAAGGAUUGGCAAGUGUUAUCGCUGCGGGAGAUCAGGUCAUUUCAAGAAAGAUUGCAGGAUGCCACCGCUUGUUCCGCAGGAAGGAGGAGCAGCGCCAGGAGCACCACCAGCUAAGAGGCAGGCUGUUGGACCUCGUGUCUUCACCAUUGGAGAUCCUGAGGGAGCCGCACCGAUAGCUGGAUCGGUCUCAGUAGGGGGCGCGAUUGCAGAUACCUUGUUCGACACCGGUGCCACUCAUAGCUUCGUGAGCCCGAGGUUGACCAAGUGUUGGACCUUUUCUGGGAAGUUCAUUCCUAGGUUGAAGGCAGUGGAAACUGCUGGGAAUGAACAAGUCAGGACCAUUGGGGUACAUGAAAAUGUACCAAUUUUGUUGGAAGGUGCAGGAUUUCCAUGA
Molecule: messenger RNA, 1011 nt
Organism: Eutrema salsugineum
Lineage: Eukaryota; Viridiplantae; Streptophyta; Magnoliopsida; Brassicales; Brassicaceae
Exons: 2
Coding region: 1-1011 (336 amino acids)
Molecular function (GO): zinc ion binding; nucleic acid binding
Source: RefSeq, a predicted model, not a curated record